Messenger RNA from Penicillium daleae, 1956 nucleotides. RefSeq names its product telomere repeat binding factor family protein. NCBI's taxonomy places the organism in Eukaryota, Fungi, Ascomycota, Eurotiomycetes, Eurotiales, Aspergillaceae. The coding region runs from base 1 to 1956 and encodes 651 amino acids. The record is from RefSeq and is a predicted model, not a curated record. The transcript is spliced from 3 exons.
AUGGAUCCUGCUGGGACUCUUCGCCCCCUCGACGAAUCUUUACUCCGCGAGCUCCCUCAACUGCCCUUGCGUAUCGCUCCUUUGCGAGAGCCUGUCUCUUCACGAACUCUCAGCAUCCCCUCUCCCUUAGAACCAAAUGCCAGUGGUACGAGGGACUCAAGUACUAUCUCCAAGACUGCCCCAAGUGGUGGAACCCUGCCAAACACCAAAGCAGGUCUUCCAACAGUGAAGGAGUUCCUUAACGCAGCUCGAACUAAAAAGACCGAGCCCGCCACGACAGAUCCCCAGUCGAACGUGGAACCGCCCCCGAAACCCAUCCUCCCGGCAUUUGUAAACCUUCGUGCUCUAGAACGCUUCCCUUUCUCGUCUUCUUUCGACGACGAUGCCCUCCACGGACCGCGCAAGCGUCGGCGCUUAGACCUGCAGGCCGAGUCUUUCAGCGAACACUUGCAGUUGCCCAUUCCUCAAGCCCAGAAAGAACAACGCCCGCCGCCAUUUGGCCCUUUUGCUAUUCUAAAUGGACUGAAUGAGCCGCCGCCAAAUGCUGCUCUCCUGCCCCCAAUUGAGGCGGGCUCCUCGAUCUCCCAGCUUCUUACCAAGCCUUCUCAGCGGACUGGUGCGGCUAUUGAUGCUGGAAACUCGAUAGCCAAGAAUGGUACUAUUGGCACCACUGUUGAAGGCCAGGCUGUAGAAAGAAGAGAGGCUAGAAUUGAAGAGCUCCUUGAUGCAACCCUUGAUGAUAAAACCAAUGACGACGACCAUGAUCAUGACAACGUGCAACAAGUCAAUCAAUAUGAUAAUCCAGAUGCUUCCAGACCAGAGCAGGAAACCGACCCCCUCCAGGAGAAUGAGGCGCCCAUGUCUCCCAAAACCCGUGGUCGAUCUCGCAAAAACCUCAGGAAAUGGACCGAUGAAGAAACGACAGCUUUGCUCCGAGGUGUGGUCAAGUGUGGCAUUGGCAACUGGACAGCAAUUCUCGCCCAACCAGAACUCAAGUUUAACAAGAGGACGGCCUCGAAUUUGAAAGACAGAUUCCGAGUAUGUUGCCCCUGGGCAUAUCGAGCAUCUGAUCCCAACGAAGCGACAAAACAGUUGCGAGACCAACUUGCGAAUGCCCUCCUCAAAGCCGAAGCAGACGGCUCUGUCAUUAGGCCUGGAAAGAUCCAGCUGCCGGACCAGAACCUUGUCACUACCGGCCCUGAACCGAGCUCAAGUCACGGAAGUACACCCGGUAGCUCGCACACUUCCUCCACAUCUAGCAUGUCCGCUGGCACGCCAGACACAGAGCAAGGAGGUCUCAUAACCCCCCAGCAGGCAUCUCCGUCAGAGAAGACUCCGCCAAUAGCUUCUGAUCAGUCCAAAUCGACCAUAGCAUCCCUGGGCCUCCCAGAAGCACACGUCGCAACGAAAAUCAAAAGACGCUCCCGCCGCCCAUUCACAGCGGCCGAGGACGAGGCACUCCUCAAGGGCUAUGCCGUCCACGGCUUUCAGUGGACUUUGAUCCAACAAGACAAGCGAUUGAAUCUCAGUCAUCGCAGAGCAACCGACCUGCGUGAUCGCUUCCGUACAAAAUUUCCGCAUGCAUAUCGCCAUGGAGGCUCGGUCAGUGGCAAGACUAUCACCCCGCAAACUCAACCCCCAGUUCCAGCGGCGAGUACACCCGGGCCGUCAUCGCAGACUCAGAAUCUGAGUAACGAGUCAACCCCGACAAAUGCCCAGCUUACAACCCAUCGUCCACCGAAGUCACAUAGCCGGCAACCAUCCAGCAUUUCAAAUACCAAUGUUGGACCAUUGGAUUCCGCAUUCUUGCCCCCGCCACAGGGUUACUUGGAGCAAUCUUCCAAUAUGGUGCCUGGCGCUCUUUCGUUCCCGUCUGAUGACACUGCUGCAGGAGGACCCCCGUCACCUUGGGAAGAUAAUACGCUUGCCCCCAUGGUUUGGGAUGAUCUCGGCUGA